AUGGAAGUGCGGUUACUGCACCCACAUACCUUUGUUCUGCUCUGUUUUUUCCUAAUUUGGACAAAAACCCAUGUCCUAGGAGGCCUUGAAAAUCCAGACCAAUUGUCAGAAGACGUAAAAAAAUCACAAUUCCCAGAUGGGUUUCUCUUUGGUGUGGCUACCUCUGCUUAUCAAAUUGAGGGUGCAACUCUUGAAGAUGGCAGGGGCCUUAGUAAUUGGGAUGUUUUUGUUCGCACAGGCCACGUAAAAAAUGGUGACACUGCGGAUACAGCAGAUGACCAUUAUCAUCGUUACUUGGAAGAUAUAGAGAUAAUCCAUUCUCUUGGGCUGGAUGCUUACCGGUUCUCAAUUUCAUGGACCAGAAUUUUGCCAAGAGGGAAGUUUGGUGAAGUCAACCCUGCCGGAAUCUCGUUCUACAAUAAUGUCAUUGAUAACCUUUUAUUGAAAGGGAUUCAGCCAUUUGUGACAAUUCACCACGAGGACUAUCCGCAAGAACUCAUGGACAGAUAUGGGGGCUGGCUUAGCCCUUUGAUGCAGGAUGACUUCGUCCUUUUUGCUGAGAUUUGUUUCAAGAGUUUUGGUGACCGUGUGAAGUAUUGGAUGACGAUUAAUGAACCGAAUUUGGUUUCUGAGUUUGAAUAUGAGAGGGGAGUUUACCCUCCAGCGCGGUGCUCCCUUCCUUUUGGUAAUUGUUCAGCUGGUGGUAAUUCAGAUACUGAACCCCUGAUUUCUAUGCACAACAUGUUACUUGCACAUGCUAAGGCUGCAAAACUAUACAGGGAGCAUUUUCAGGCCAAACAAGGUGGGAUGCUAGGAAUUGUGUCCACCGCAUUGAUGUAUGAACCUAAAUCCGACAGUGAACAAGACCGGGAAGCUGCAGCCAGAGCUUGGGCUUUUUAUAUUGCUUGGACAUUUGAUCCUGUUGUAUUUGGAGAUUAUCCUCCAGAAAUGCGUCAGUACCACGGGAGUGAGCUGCCAACGUUCACGGCAGAGGAAAAAUUACUCCUUCGAAAAAGCAUUGACUUCAUGGGACUAAACCACUACGGAACUUUGUAUGCCAAGGACUGCCUCCAUAGUAGCUGCCCCUGCUUCGAACCUAGCUGUGUCCCGGGUGGAAACCGUGCCAUUCGAGGCUUUGUCAGUACUAAUGGGUUUCGCGAUGGUGUCCCAAUUGGAGAACCAACUGGGAUGCAACAACUGUAUGUUGUUCCAAGAGGAAUGGAAGAAAUUGUGGACUACGCUAAGAAGAGAUACCAUAACAUGCCUAUGUUCAUUACUGAGAAUGGUUAUUCUCAGCCACUGGAUGCUGUGACAAUUGAAGAUGUUGAUCGGAUUGAAUUUCAUCAAGCAUACCUUGCGUCCUUGGCCCAGGCAAUUAGGAACGGGGCUGAUGUAAGAGGCUAUUUCAUAUGGACAUUGAUGGAUGACUUUGAGUGGACGGAUGGUUACGACUUAAAAUUUGGACUUUACGCCGUGGAUCCCAUGACACUCAACAGGAUUCCCAGGCUGUCAGCAAAAUGGUACAGCCAUUUUCUGAGGAACAUUAGCCUUAAUGUCAAUGAUCCCUCCGGUAAUUCUGCCUCGGGAACCCGAUGA
This is a messenger RNA of Oldenlandia corymbosa var. corymbosa, 1596 nucleotides long. Lineage: Eukaryota; Viridiplantae; Streptophyta; Magnoliopsida; Gentianales; Rubiaceae. The record is from the annotation of a GenBank genome assembly.